AUGCGACGGCUGGGUCUCAGCAGCGACUAUGCACGCCCCGAGUGGAUGGUCCUUACCGUGCUUCCUGUCCCACCGCCUCCCGUGCGCCCAAGCAUAUCCGUUGACGGGACGGGUCAGGGCAUGCGCGGCGAAGACGAUCUGACCUACAAGCUUGGCGACAUCAUCCGUGCGAACGGCAACGUACGGCGUGCGGAACUGGAAGGAUCACCCCAACACGUAGUCAACGAGUACAAAGAUCUUCUGCAAUACCAUGUCGCGACGUUCAUGGACAACGACAUUGCCGGAAUACCGCAGGCUCUACAGAAGUCCGGGCGAGCACUCAAGACGAUACGCGGCCGGCUGAAGGGGAAGGAGGGUCGCCUGCGUGGCAAUCUCAUGGGCAAGCGUGUCGACUUCUCUGCUCGGACUGUCAUCACUGGUGAUCCCAACCUCUCGCUGGACGAAGUGGGCGUACCCAGAAGUAUCGCGAGGACGCUCACAUAUCCGGAGACUGUCACACCCUACAACAUUGGCAAGCUGCACCAGCUGGUACGGAACGGGCCGAAUGAACAUCCGGGUGCGAAGUACGUGAUUCGAGAGAACGGCGAGCGCAUCGACCUACGGCACCAUAAGCGUGCUGGUGAGAUCACAUUGCAGUAUGGGUGGAAAGUCGAAAGGCACAUUGUGGAUGGCGACUUCAUCAUCUUCAACCGGCAGCCGUCACUGCACAAGGAGUCCAUGAUGGGCCAUCGUGUCCGAGUGAUGCCAUACUCAACCUUCAGACUGAACCUGUCAGUCACUUCACCCUACAACGCCGACUUCGACGGUGACGAGAUGAAUUUGCAUGUUCCGCAGAGCGAGGAGACUCGUGCCGAGGUCAAAGAGCUCUGUAUGGUACCGCUCAACAUCGUCUCACCUCAGCGGAACGGGCCUCUGAUGGGUAUCGUCCAGGAUACCUUGUGCGGUAUCUACAAGCUGUGUCGCCGAGAUGUUUUCCUAACGAAAGACCAAGUAAUGAAUAUUCUGAUGUGGGUUCCGGACUGGGACGGCACCAUCCCUCAGCCAGCCAUCUUCAAGCCCCGACCUCGAUGGACCGGCAAGCAGAUCGCCAGUUUGGUGUUGCCUGACGGCCUCAAUCUUGUCCGCGGCGGCGACAAGUGUCCUCUGAACGACGACACCCUCCUUAUCCAUGGCGGCGAGCUCAUGUACGGUCUCUUCAGCAAGCCGACCAUUGGCGCCAGCGGCGGCGGCAUCAUCCAUGUAAUUUUCAAUGAGAAAGGCUGGGAGGCAGCUGUCAACUUCUUCAACGGCACGCAGCGGGUCGUAAACUACUGGCUCUUGCACAAUGGCUUCAGUAUUGGUAUCGGUGACACAAUCCCGGAUGCGAAGACCAUUCAGCAAAUACAAGACGCCGUAGGCGAGCAAAAGGAAGAGGUGGAGCGGAUCACAGCCAGCGCCACGGCGAACGAACUCGAAGCGCUUCCCGGCAUGAACGUUCGCGAGACAUUCGAGAGCAAGGUUCAGAAGGCUUUGAACACUGCGCGUGACAACGCUGGCAACAAGACGGAAAAGAGCUUGAAGGAUCUGAACAAUGCCAUUCAGAUGGCUCGGUCAGGGUCAAAGGGCUCCGCCAUCAAUAUCUCUCAGAUGACGGCCGUUGUUGGUCAGCAAUCCGUCGAAGGAAAACGCAUUGGUUUCGGCUUCAACUACCGCACGCUACCUCACUUCACCAAGGACGACUACUCACCAGAGUCCAAAGGUUUCGUGGAGAACUCGUAUCUCCGAGGACUAACACCUAGCGAGUUCUUCUUCCACGCCAUGGCUGGUCGUGAAGGUCUUAUUGAUACCGCCGUCAAGACUGCCGAGACAGGUUACAUCCAGCGUAGAUUAGUCAAGGCACUCGAGGACGUCAUGGCCAAAUACGACGGCACCGUACGCAAUUCUCUAGGCGACAUUGUUCAGUUCGUGUAUGGAGAAGACGGUUUGGACGGCCAAAUCAUUGAGAAGCAGCCUCUCGACGUUAUUGCGUGCUCCACCAAGCAAUUCGAGAAGAAAUUCCGGGUCGACGUGAUGUCGGACGAUCCUGCUCUUGGUCUAUCGCCGGACAUUCUAGAGACAGCUGCUGAUAUCCGUGGAGAUCCUGAUGUACAGCGCCAUCUCGACCAUGAGUGGGAACAGCUGAGCAGGGACCGCGAGUUCCUCCGAGCGGGCAAGAAGGAUGACGAUGAGCAGCUACAGCUCCCUCUGAACAUCAUCCGGAUUAUCGAGACUGCCAAGACCAAAUUCCGGAUCAAAGACGGUGCCAGAAGCGAUCUACAUCCUGCUGACGUUAUACCAAGAGUCCGAGAAAUGCUCGACCGGUUGGUCAUCGUGCGCGGCGAUGAUCCUCUUUCACGAGAAGCUCAAGACAGCGCGACUGGACUGUUCAAGUGUCACCUGAGGUCCCGCCUCGCUUUCAAGCGGCUGGUCAGGGAAUAUUCGCUCAACAAGCUCGCGUUUGAGAAUGUCCUAGGUGACAUCGAGAAUCGCUUCUUGCGGGCUACUGUCAGUCCUGGAGAGAUGGUUGGCGUGCUCGCUGCACAGUCCAUCGGAGAGCCGGCUACACAGAUGACGCUGAACACGUUCCAUUUUGCGGGUGUCUCGUCGAAGAACGUUACUCUUGGCGUUCCCCGCCUCAAGGAGAUUCUCAACGUCGCAAAGAACAUAAAGACACCCUCCAUGACUGUCUAUCAAGACGCAACGUUGGCUGGCAGCCAAGACAGCGCAAAGCACUUGCGAAGCUUGGUAGAGUACACAACGUUGAAAAACGUUGCUGAGGUGUUCGAGAUCUACUAUGACCCGAACAUCGAGAGCACCAUUGUCGAGGCCGACGUAGACAUGGUGGAGUCUUACUUCAUCAUUCCGGAGGACAACGCAGAAGACCCGAGCCUCCAAUCCAAGUGGGUCCUUCGAAUUGUGCUCAAUAGACGCAAAAUGCUCGACAAAGGCAUGACCGUCUCUGAAGUUGCCGGCAAGCUCAAGGACCAUUUCAAGGGCGACAUUGCUAUCAUCUUCAGCGACAACAACGCUGAUGAGCAAGUGAUUCGCAUUCGGAACAUCGCCCGUGACGGACAAAAGCGUGACGAAGAAGAGGAAUUGCAUGUGCUACAGAGUCUUGAAACUUUCAUGCUUUCCUCAGUGGCUCUGCGUGGCGUGGAAAAAGUGGAACGUGCCUUCAUCAACUUCAAGGAGAAGCUCAGAGUCACCGAGAAUGGGUCCUUGUCCAUGUCAAAGAGUGACCCGCUCUGCAAGGAGUGGUUCCUGGACACCAGCGGCACGAACCUGGCCGAUGUCAUCAAGGUCGAAGGGGUCGAUCCUUAUCGGACAUAUUCGAACGCCUUCGAGCAGGUCCUCAUUGUGCUUGGCAUCGAAGCAUGUCGAGCUGCGCUGCUGAGGGAGCUGACGCAGGUGCUGGCUUUCGAUGGCUCAUACGUCAACCACCGUCAUUUGGCUCUCCUUGUUGACAUUAUGACCGCUCGCGGGUAUCUGAUGGCGAUCACGCGCCACGGUAUCAAUCGAGCCGAGACUGGAGCUCUCAUGCGCUGCUCGUUCGAGGAGACCGUCGAGAUCCUCCUGGAAGCUGCGGCAUGCGGCGAGCUUGACGACUGCCGCGGUAUCUCUGAGAAUGUUAUGCUCGGUCAGCUUGCACCUCUGGGGACUGGCGAGCUUGAAGUCAUCCUCGACCAAGACAUGCUCAACACACAAACGACAGACAACGCUCGCUUCAACCUUAUGCCCGGCCUUGCAGUCGCAUCAGGCUACGGCGACGCUGGAGCAGCCACGCCUUAUGAUCUUGGGUCACCAUCGCACGAAGGCGGCUUCGGCGGUCCCGACUACGGCGCCUCGUUCUCGCCCAUUGUCAGCGCAGGCAGUGACGAGACGGGUGGUUUUACAUCCUACAACAAUUUCGAUGGCGGCUUCAGCCCUUAUGCAGGUGCCCGUAGUCCGAGCCAUGGAGCUUUCAGUCCUUUCAGCGGCGGCGCCAGUCCAACGUCACCGUUUGCUGCUUCGCCGUCCUCGCCUCAAUACUCCCCUACAAGCCCGGGCAUAAACAUCACUAGUCCUCGGUAUGGCGGUGUAGGCGGCCCCUCAAGCCCCGAGUACGUCCCGACAAGUCCUGGAUAUUCGCCCACUUCGCCCGGACUCUCUCCCACAUCACCAAGCUAUUCGCCUACAUCACCGAACUACAGCCCGACUUCACCGACCUAUUCUCCGACAUCGCCCGCACAUCAAGCCACCUCGCCCAAGUACUCGCCUACAUCGCCACAAUUCUCGCCCACAUCGCCUGUAUACUCCCCUACGUCUCCACAGGUCAGUGCUGGAUCAGAUCGACGGUCGCCAGGUUCACCAACGAGCCCUAAAUACUCGCCCACGUCGCCAGUCUACAGCCCAACAUCUCCUGCCGGGGGCCCAGGGAGUUACAGCCCUACCUCCCCGACGUACUCGCCGACAAGUCCGGGACCUGCUCCGUACAGUGCGACAUCGCCCAAGUGGAGUCCGACCAGCCCGAACCCGACGUACUCUCCGACAUCGCCUAAAGAAUAG
Molecule: messenger RNA, 4563 nt
Organism: Coniosporium apollinis CBS 100218
Lineage: Eukaryota; Fungi; Ascomycota; Dothideomycetes
Product: DNA-directed RNA polymerase II subunit A
Exons: 2
Coding region: 1-4563 (1520 amino acids)
Biological process (GO): transcription by RNA polymerase II
Cellular component (GO): RNA polymerase II, core complex
Molecular function (GO): DNA binding
Source: RefSeq, a predicted model, not a curated record